Molecule: messenger RNA, 2215 nt
Organism: Lampris incognitus (smalleye Pacific opah)
Lineage: Eukaryota; Metazoa; Chordata; Actinopteri; Lampriformes; Lampridae
Product: tissue alpha-L-fucosidase-like
Exons: 8
Coding region: 135-1487 (450 amino acids)
Biological process (GO): fucose metabolic process; glycoside catabolic process
Cellular component (GO): lysosome
Molecular function (GO): alpha-L-fucosidase activity
Source: RefSeq, a predicted model, not a curated record
ACAAACGAAACGUCGGUUCAGUGUUUCAGCGGUAGAUUCGCAGAUCCGAUUUUGCUCUUAAUACCGAGAAAAUAGCGACACUGAAAGUGUGGUCGUGUUUGUGCAUAUAACAGUUUACAACAGGAACUUUCACAAUGUUUUUUCACGCCGUGUAUUUCCUGCUGGGUACAGUUGUAACAGUGACCAUUGCGAGGUACACGGCGGACUGGAACAGUUUGGACGCAAGGCCUUUACCUUCGUGGUACGACGAAGCGAAAUUUGGCAUUUUUAUCCACUGGGGGGUGUUUUCUGUACCUGGGUUUGGCAGUGAAUGGUUCUGGUGGCACUGGCAAGGCCAGAAACCGCCGGACCCAAAGUGUGUGCGAUUCAUGUCGGACAAUUAUCCGCCUGGCUUCAGUUACCCGGAGUUUGCGCCUCAGUUUCAUGCCCAGUUUUUUGAUCCGCGGGAGUGGGCCGAUAUAUUUAAAGCAUCUGGUGCGAAGUAUGUCGUCUUGACUGCCAAGCACCAUGAAGGAUUUAACAACUGGGGAUCUCCAAACUCCUGGAACUGGAAUUCAGUCGACAUUGGCCCACACAGAGACCUUGUAGGAGACCUGGGAGAGGCAGUGCGCAACAGAUCGUUGCACUAUGGACUCUACAACUCCUUAUAUGAGUGGUUCCACCCACUCUACCUGUCUGACAAGAAGAAUGGCUUCAAAACACAAGAUUUUGUGUUGCAUAAACUGCUACCAGAGCUUUAUAACAUGGUUGUAAGGUAUAGGCCUGAGGUGAUCUGGUCUGAUGGAGACUGGGAGGCACCAGACACCUACUGGAACUCCACUGAGUUCCUGGCCUGGCUCUACAAUGACAGUCCAAUUAAAGACACUGUUGUUACCAAUGACAGGUGGGGGGCAGGCUGUGCCUGCAAACAUGGCGGCUACUAUAACUGUGAAGACAAGUACACUCCAGGGCAGCUGCCCAAGCACAAGUGGGAGAAAUGUACAUCAGUGGACAUUUUUUCCUGGGGUUAUCGUAGAAACAUGAAGAUGAGUGAGCUGAUGGAUCUGCACAGUAUCGUAGAGGAUUUGGUCCGCACUGUGGCUCUGGGAGGCAACUACCUUCUGAAUGUAGGUCCCACCCCUGAUGGGAUGAUCCCGCCACUGUUUGAAGAGAGACUCAGGGGUGUUGGCGCCUGGCUAGACAUCAAUGGCGAGGCUAUUUAUGCCACAAAGCCCUGGAGAGUCCAGAUGGAGAACACCACUGUACCAGUCUGGUAUACCUCUAAAGGCGACUCUGUAUAUGCCACCUUUACUGCCAAGCCUUCUGCGUCCACAUUCCACCUACUUGAACCCAGGUCAUCAGAAUACACCAAAGUGACUUUGCUGGGGAAUCCUAAACCCUUGCCCUGGUCCCCUAUUGAUCCCAGUGCUGGCCUUAUUAUUCUACUGCCAGAGCUCCCAUUCAGCCCCGGCCAAGUCUGGACACUCAAGCUGGAUGGAGUCGCCUGAGCCUCAGAGACCUGAAGUCUUGACCUGACAAACAUCUUCAACUGGACAGAGUCCAGUUUCCAAUGUGUUUGGAUUUUAAGAUGAACAUAACCGACGCUGUUGCUUUGGACUGAUGUGAGACCUCCUUAAAGAUGAAUAUAUGUCCAAUCAAUCUGCUCACACGCUCUCAUGAAUGAAUGUCAUGAAGCCACCCAUUUCAAAAUGGAGAAAAAAAGGACAUUUUCAAAGAUGUUAAGUAAUUUGUUGGAAAGUGGGAAGAGCGGGGCGUUGUUGCUCUCUUGACUGAAGUGAUUGGUGGUUGUUUUAAUGACUCAUUAUGAAAUGGAAAGUAAUAUUGGUCAUUGUACUUAAAUAUUUUGAUUUUGUGAUGAACAAGAUUGCACUUUAUUUUUGUACUGUAUGCUUUUAAAAAGACAAACAUAUUAUUAACUUGCUGGAUUGUUGAUUUUUAUUUCCGAGACAAAGGGAUCAGGAUUAUGUGCAUAAUUUUACUAGACAAUAAACAGACAGGCGCCCAUCUGGUAAUGAUUUUCAGCUCAGUUUCUUUGUUAAGUUUCAUAAUGGAAGUUAAAAAAGGUUACAUCUUAUGAAGAAAAUACUGAAAAGUAACCAAGAGUAACGAUAAUCUACUUUGGUUAAUGGCAUGAAAACUAAUUAGUGGAGGGAAAAGUAUUCCUAAUAAAUCAGUCAUAUUUCAAAUAAGAUCAACAUUCAACAUUAUUCAUUCA